AUGAGGCAGCAGCUCUAUAUUUUGUUUAAAACCUCAGCUACAAAAACUGUUACUCAUUACGACUAUAGACACCCUCACCAUCUGACCGUGAGCGACCGACACUUCCCAGCGCGUCGAUCACACUCGUGCUCGUGCUGCGUAACGUGCUCGUGCGCGUUCCGCGUUGCCGCGCCAACUCCAGUGAUGGGUUCCCCAUCCAAGAGGCGGCUCGCGCCUACUGGGGAACCGGGGCAGAGGAGCUGCCUGAGACCGAAGCUUGAGGCCCAGAGACUGGGGGCACGGCGCGUGGUGACUGGGGCCGGGCCGCCCUCAUCUCCGGACCGCCAGGAUGGACUGGUUCACUACUUCUGGGGCAUCCCCUUCUGCCCGACCGGCCUGCAGCCCGACCAGUACACCGGCGUCAUCAUGUGCCAGCUCCAGGCCUAUGAGCGUUGUUUGAAGUUGGCGCAGAGCCGCUUCCUACGGAAGGCCCAGUUCGGGCCGCCGGUGUUGCCGCAGCCCGAACCCCAGCAGGGAGGGGAGCCGGCUAGAAGGAACUGGCAGGCAGAUAGAUCGGCUACAACAAACGCGGCGGAGUUGAGCCGGGAGAGUGACCGGCUGGACGCGACCAAUAAUCAGCCGCAGACUUCAAAUGUUUGUGCUGAAGAAAUCCCAGAGGACGGAGGAGGACAGAACAGUGAAGAUGAGGCUGAGGGCAGCAGAGGCACUAGUUCUUGUGCAAGUCCACAUGUUCACCCAGAGGCGGCUGUGCUGUUCAUUGGCACAGAAACACAGCAAAGCUCAUCUGAAGAAAUGUAUACAGUGAGUGAAACUCCUCGGGGAUCUGUUAGUGAUUCAAUACAGGAGCCUGAAGAUGUGGUUUUGAUCGAAGAUGAAGCUGAAGAGUUUCAACCCACACCAUCAAAGAAAUCUUAUGUGGAGUGUCCGAUCUGCAGUCACAAAUUCCCAUCAGAGAAGAUCGAGGUGCAUGCUGCAGACUGUGAUGAUACCAGCGAUGGGGGAUCUCAGCUGCAAGUGCAGACACGCAGUCACACACGCAGAGUGGCGAAACAGAAUGGCACAGAUGGAUCCAACUAUACCACUCUGAGACUAUGAGAAGAGCUGGAUGAGUGAAAAGAAUGGUUGAUCUCCCUGCCUCAGGAAUACUCUGAUCCAGUGAUCUGCGGGUCUGGUACCAUCCCAGGAUGUACAGCAUGUGCCCAGGACCUGAUGUAAAUAAUCUCAUUAAAAACAAUUAUUUCAUCGCUA
Mobula hypostoma (lesser devil ray) is the source of this 1248-nucleotide messenger RNA. It is a transcript of the gene uimc1, whose product is annotated as ubiquitin interaction motif containing 1. Gene Ontology annotation, biological process: positive regulation of DNA repair; double-strand break repair. The record is from RefSeq and is a predicted model, not a curated record. Bases 1 to 1095 code for a protein of 364 amino acids. NCBI's taxonomy places the organism in Eukaryota, Metazoa, Chordata, Chondrichthyes, Myliobatiformes, Myliobatidae. The transcript has 7 exons. Gene Ontology annotation, molecular function: histone binding; K63-linked polyubiquitin modification-dependent protein binding. Gene Ontology annotation, cellular component: BRCA1-A complex.